UACAUUCCUCCACACUCACGCAUUGUCAUGUCAUGGCUGCUUUCAGCACUGCCAACCCACUUGCACCAAUUUAUGAUUCCUAUCAUUGGCUUUCAUACUCCCUGGCUUACUGCUCAGCCCUUUGCCUAACUAUUGAUUUCGCUCUUUCUCUCUGGACUCCAUCUCUGCCUCACCAAUCACCCCAUCUUCAGCAGUUUUCCACCUUUUCCGAGCUCUGAAGAAGGAUCGCCAGACACAAAACAUUAACUCUGCUUUCUCUCCACAGAUGCUGCCUGACCGGUUAAGGUUCUGCAGCAAUUUCUGAUUUGCAUCUCUAGAACAUUACCUGGAUCUCUGGAUUAUGAUUAGUCUGGGCCAUCAUCUCUGCCUUGUGUUUCAAGUUUUGCUCAUCACAGUAAGAAACCUGUCCAGCACCACAAAUAAUCUCCAAUAGAAAAAUGUGAAUUAUGAGAAUUUAUGAGGUGAGUCAAAGACCGUGAAAAAUAUGUGAAAUAUACUGCUGUGCAUUUAUUUCAGUUGCUGGGCCAAAUUCCUGGAACUCCCUUCUGUGGAUAUAUCUCUGGACUACAGUGGUUAAAGAAGGGUUUUACAUUUAUUGAAGAGGAUGUCGAGGCGCAGUGAUCGUUUGCAAGCCAAGCAGGCAAAAUCAGAGGAACAAAAGGAUGACGCUAUUCAGUCAAAGAAAAGGAAACCCGAAGAAUGUAGUGAUCAUAACCAUGAAACAGAAGUGAGCAAGAGACGGCAACAGUUCCAGAUACAGAGUUGCUGGACACCCAUAGUACCUGGAGGUGUUAGUCCUUGCGUCCUUAUCCCCACGCCACACAAAGAUGCUGAUGUUACUGAAGACUUUUCCAGGUUCUCACAAUAUAGGUUUAAAAAUCUAUUUCUAACCAAAUCGCCUCUACCACCUCUUAGCUGGGGAAGCUCUGAAGAUGUGUGGUCGAAUAUGAUGGAAAAAGAAAUCAAGUAUACUCACAACAAAAAUGUUCUCUCGCUACACCCAUCCUUGCAGCCGAAAAUGAGAGCAAUUUUAUUGGAUUGGCUCAUAGAGGUUUGCGAGGUCUACACGCUCCAUAGAGAAACCUUUUACCUUGCUCAGGAUUUUUUUGAUCGGUUCAUGUUUACUCAAGAGAAUAUUCAUAAAAGCAAGCUGCAACUCAUUGGCAUCUCCUCACUGUUCAUUGCCGCAAAACUGGAGGAAAUCUACCCUCCAAAAUUGAAUGAGUUUGCAUAUAUCACAGAUGGUGCAUGUACAGAAACUGAAAUACUUGAUAUGGAAUUGAUCAUUUUAAAGGCCUUAAACUGGGAGCUGUGUCCAGUGACUAUUAUUUGCUGGUUGAAUCUUUAUCUUCAAAUUAUCUGUUUAAAAGAGAUACCCAAAAUGUCGCUACCGCAGUAUUCUCAGGAAACUUUUAUACAGAUUGCUCAGCUUUUAGAUCUGUGUAUCCUUGAUGUUGAGAGUUUGAGUUUCCCAUAUGGUGCUUUAGCUGCUGCUGCUGUGUGCUACUACACCUCUACAGAAGACACUUUCAAGGCAUCAGGCCUGGAAUGGGACAGCAUCUCUGCAUGUUUUAACUGGAUGGUCCCGUUUGCUAAAACCCUGAGUGAAGGUGAGCCAAUAAAAUUAAGAGAUUUCAAGCAAGUGGCAGAUGAAGACAGACACAACAUUCAAACGCAUACUAAGUACUUAGAUUUGCUGGAGGAAGCGCACAUCAGGAAAGCAGAGUGUACUGCAAGGCUAUCCCCUGUGUCCAUAGGAGGAAUCCUGACUCCACCUAAAAGUACUGAGAAGCCAUUGGCUGGUUCAACAUAUUGAAUGAAUGAAUUUACUGGAAGAGCAAAAAGCUAGGACUCAAUAUUGGAGAACUGUGGAAUUGCAUACUGUGAGCUCGGGCUAUAUUACUGCCACAAAAGGUAUCUGGAAACUUGAGCAGACCAAAGUUUUUAAAAAUAACUACAGCAAUGCAUCAUCUAAUGUUUUAAAGAGUAAGUAAGCUAGGUACUAGCACCAG
This is a messenger RNA of Chiloscyllium plagiosum (whitespotted bambooshark), 2012 nucleotides long. The record is from RefSeq and is a predicted model, not a curated record. NCBI's taxonomy places the organism in Eukaryota, Metazoa, Chordata, Chondrichthyes, Orectolobiformes, Hemiscylliidae.